Messenger RNA from Cyprinodon tularosa, 1641 nucleotides. Its product is annotated as extensin-like. The transcript has a single exon. NCBI's taxonomy places the organism in Eukaryota, Metazoa, Chordata, Actinopteri, Cyprinodontiformes, Cyprinodontidae. Bases 1 to 1641 code for a protein of 546 amino acids. The record is from RefSeq and is a predicted model, not a curated record.
AUGGGCCCCCCCUACCGGGAAUGCCACCCCAAAAAGCAGCACCACCCUUUCACAAUGCCCCCCCUACAGCAGGGACCACCCUACAGCAAUACCAAACCCCCAGCAAUGCCCCCCCUACAGCACACCACCCUACAGGGAGCACCACCCUACAGCAAACAACCCCCCUUUAAACAAUGGGGCCCCCCUAACCCGGGUCAAACCCCCCUUUCGCAGCCAACCCCCCCUACAGCAGCCCCCACCCCACGCAGACACCCCUACAAAAACACCACCCCCCCCAGCAAUUUCCACCCCACGCCCCCCACCCCUACAGCCAAAACCACCCCACCCCCCAGCAACCCCCUAAAGCAGCACCAACCCCCCAGCAAUAACCCCCCUACAGAACAAACACCAACCCAGGCGGGACCCAACCCCACAGGAAAACCCCCCCCCCCUACGCAGCACCACACCCCAAAGCAGCAACCCCCCCAACCCAACCCUUUCCACCCUACAAACAAACCACCCCCACAGCUAAGGGCCCCCCAAAAGCAGCACCACCCCACAGCAAAGGGGGCCCUUCAGCCACCCCCCUACAGCGCGCCACCCUACGCAGCACCACCCCAAGCGCACCACCCUAACAGCAGCACCACCCCACAGCAACACCACCCCACAGACACCACCCUACAGCAGGGACCACCAUACACCAAAAACCAAACCCUUCAGCCCGCACCACCCUACAGGGACACCAACCCCACAGCAGCGCCAACCCUACAGCAGCAAACCCCCCUACAGCAGCACCCACCCCACAGGAGCACCAACCCCACAGCAGCAAACCAAACCCCACGCAAACUCCACCCUACAGCAACACCCCCCUACGGGAGCCCCCCCCUACGCAGCACCACCCUUAAAAAGCAGCACCACCCUACAGCAAAACCACCCUACACAGCAAACCCCCCAACAGCAAAACACCCCUCAGCACACCACCCAAAAAGCAAAUACACCCUACACACACCCCCUAAAAGCAACAAACCCCCCUACAGGGGCACCCCCUACCGCAGCACCACCCUACAGCAAAUCCACCCUACAAAACAGGGCCCAACCCCUAAGGGAAUGCCCCCUACAGCAGCAACCCCCUACCCGCAAAACCACCCUAAAAAGCAAUACCACCCUUUCACAAUACCACCCUACAAAACAGCACCACCACAAGCAAAAACCACCCUACAGCCGCACCAAACCCCCCAGCAGCCCACCCCUUCGCAGCACCACCCUACGCCAAACCCCCCUACAGCAAACACCCCCCUAAAGCGCCCCCCUACAGCAAUGCCCCCCUACGCAGGCACCACCCCAACCCGCAGCGCCACCCUACAGCAGCAACCCCCCCCACCGCGCACCCCCUACAGCAGGGACCACCCUCAGCAACACCACCCUAAAACAGCACCAAACCCCACAAGGGAGCCCCCCCCCUACAGAAAAACCCAAACCCUACAGCCCGCACCCCCCUACAGCCCGCCCACCCUACAGCACGCCACCCUACGCAGCACCCCCCUACCCCCAGCACCACCCUACAGGACACCCCCCCUACAGCAGCACCACCCUACAGCAGCACCCCCCCUAAAAGCAACCUCCCCCCUACGCAGCCCCCACCCUACAGCAAUGCCACCCUAA